Messenger RNA from Striga hermonthica, 2589 nucleotides. The record is from the annotation of a GenBank genome assembly. Lineage: Eukaryota; Viridiplantae; Streptophyta; Magnoliopsida; Lamiales; Orobanchaceae.
AUGGCAAUAACGGGGAGUAGAGAAAAGGUGAUUGGAGAAAAUGAGGAAAGGAUUAGCGUAUCUGUUAGGUUAAGGCCGUUGAAUGAUGAUGAGGUCUUGAGCAAUGAAGUCUGCGAUUGGGAAUGCAUAAACGACGAUACGAUUGUUUUCAAGAAUCUUGAUUCUGGGAGGUCAAUGCAUCAUCAUCCUAUGGCUUAUACAUUUGAUAGUGUGUUCGGUACUGAUUGCUCCACGAGAGAGGUGUAUGAGCAUGGAGCCAAGGAUGUCGCAAUUUCAGUCGUUCGAGGAAUAAACUCAACUGUUUUUGCAUACGGGCAAAAAAGCAGCGGUAAGACGUAUACAAUGACUGGGAUAACCGAAUACGCGAUAGCAGAUAUAUAUGAGUAUAUAAAAAAGCAUUCGAACAGAGAUUUUAUUCUGAAGUUCUCUGCUAUAGAGAUUUACAAUGAGUCCGUUCGGGACCUUCUUGGUUCAGAUAGUACUCCACUAAGACUUCUAGACGAUCUAGAGGGAGGAACCAUAGUCGAAAACCUCACGGAGGAAAUCUUGAGGGAUCGAAAUCAUGCAAAUGAACUUCUUUGUAUCUGUAGAGCUCAAAGAAAUAUCCGAGACACAUCGCUUAAUGAAAUCAGCUCCGGAACUCACCACAUUAUUAGAGUGACAGUCGAAAGCUCUUCUCGUGAGUUCUUAGGCAGUAACAAUACGACCACUCUAGCAGCUACUGUGAACUUUGUUGAUCUGGCUGCAAGUGAAUAUGCAUCACAACUAUUAUCAUCAGCACGCAUGGGAUCAAAGGAGGUCUGCCACAUAAAUCGAAGUUUGAUUACACUGGGAACUGUAAUUCACAAGCUCAGCAAGGACCCGAAUGGGCACAUUCCCUACGGAGACUCUAAGCUAACCCAAAUUCUGAAAACAUCACUCGGAGGAAAUUCCAGAACAGCCAUCAUCUGCACGAUAAGCCCGACCCGAAGCCAAGUGGACCAGUCGAGGAAGGCUCUUGUCUUUGCUAGCCACGCAAAGGAAGUGGCUACCAAAUCCCAAGUCAACGUUGUGAUGUCCGAUAAGACGUUAGUGAGUCAUCUGCAGAAGGAGCUGGCAAGACUCGAGAGGGAGCUUAAAAAUAGCCGAAAUGAUGUUGGACUGUCUCAUUAUUAUGCAAUGUUGAGAGAGAAAGAUUCCCAGAUUGAAAAGCUUGAAAAGGAGAUUAGGGAUCUAAUCCUGCAAAGAGAUAUUGCCCAAUCACAAGUCAAAGAAUUCAUACAAAUCCUAGGCGACGAUGCAAGUUCCAUGACACAGGUCGGGUCGGGUCACUACCCUCACCUUCGAGUGCAAAAGUCCGAUUCAGAUGUUGACAAACAAGAAAGCUCCCCAUUGGCAGAUCCCACAUUGGACGUCGAUAACCCGACAUUCUCUAACCGGCACAGCACAAGCAGCCCGGAAGAUCACGUUAAGGUCCCAUUUUUCGAGGACAGCUUUGACCAUGGCUACACGUCCCCUAGGAUCCUACUCAGCAGCUCAAAUUCUUCUGUGAGCGAAUCGUACCACAUUUGGCCUGAAACUGAAGAACGGGCUAGCCGGGCCUCCCCCCCAUCUGUUAGAAUAGAAGAACGUAUUCAGACGGACGAAUAUGAAGUGAAGGAGGACCCACCAUCAAACGAGGGCCGAGCCCCGGAUUCGCCGGCACUUGACAAAAAUUGCGAUUUUAGCACUAUUCAGUAUCUAAAUAAGGAUUCGUGUGGCGGGAGGAGCUUGAAUCUGGCGAGAAGCAAUAGCUGCCGAGCUAGUGUUAGGAGUGACUCAUCUUCACUAUGGUUCAAAUCAGAAGAGUAUGGUGGAGAUACUACGCCAGCCGUUGGAUUGGACACUAAAAUGGUCAGCUCGGAUGCAAAGUUUCCGGCUGGUGAGGGUGGGAGCCGAGCUAACCAUGAGUUGAGUGAGAAAGCCGAGCUACUAUCUAGAGAAGAAAUUAACAAUGGACCAGAGACAGAGGUUGUUACACAAAAAGGAAAAACAACAGAAGAUGAAUGCAGAGGUCUCACAAGUUGGCCGGUAGAGUUCAGAAGGCUGCAAAGAGAGAUAAUCGAGCUUUGGAACGCUUGCAACAUCUCACUCUUGCAUCGGACUUACUUCUUCUUGCUUUUCCAAGGCGAUCCUUCGGAUGCUAUAUAUUUGGAGGUCGAGAUGAGGAGAAUGAAAUUAUUGCGGGAUAAAUUUUCACGUGGGGACAAGGCCGUUGUGGAUGGACGAACUCUAACACUUUCUUCAAGUGCCAAGGCUCUACGCCAAGAGAGAAGAACGCUGAGCGAGCAGAUGUCGAAGAAGUUUUCCGAGCAAGAGAGAGAAAAUCUCUUCACCGAGUGGGGCAUUGGUCUCAACACUAAACUCAGAAGGCUACAGCUGGCACGCCUCGUAUGGAGCAAGACAGAAGACAUAAACCAUGUUACAGAAAGCGCGUUUCUUGUUGCAAAGCUGGUGGGUCUGAUCGAGCCCGGACAAGCUCCCAAUAGGGAGAUGUUCGGUCUCAACUUUACGCACAAGUGCUCGACCGGAAUCAGUACUUUCAAACGUAGCCUUGUAUCCCUCCUUUGA